UUUCCAGACUGCCAAAGACACCAAUGGGGUGCAAGGACCUGUUGGUGUGGUUCCUAUUUUUGGCAACACCGGAUUGGUCACUCUCAUCAGAGGCCAACCAAUUAAAUGCUGCACUGGGAAACAGCAACCAACCAGAGGCCCUCAUCGCUGCUCAGAAUAUAGUAAACCAAUCAGUAUCAGCUAUCGCCAAGCAAGGAAAACCAGUGGAAAAGCAAGCUGUGUGCGUACAGCCAGUGUUCUCCCUUUGUAACCCGUUCCAGCCCAACCAAUGCUGCCCGUUCCAGAACCAACUGUGUUUGUUUGUGGGCCUUGCAACGACAAGCGUACCAAUCUGCUUUCCGUGUGGCGCGCGCUCCCAGUUCUGUGUGCCAGGGGCCACGCCAGGUUUUGUCGGCACUUGUUGCCCAGGUCUGGUGUGCGGCGGCAUUGGCUUUGGCAGGGGCGUGUGUCUCAAUCCGAGGUGACUCUGAGAGUUGACUGAUCGAGGUUUCAUUUCA
This is a messenger RNA of Aplysia californica (California sea hare), 497 nucleotides long. RefSeq lists its product as uncharacterized. The transcript is spliced from 3 exons. Lineage: Eukaryota; Metazoa; Mollusca; Gastropoda; Aplysiida; Aplysiidae. The coding region runs from base 24 to 464 and encodes 146 amino acids. The record is from RefSeq and is a predicted model, not a curated record.